This is a messenger RNA of Chlorocebus sabaeus (green monkey), 2136 nucleotides long. NCBI's taxonomy places the organism in Eukaryota, Metazoa, Chordata, Mammalia, Primates, Cercopithecidae. The record is from RefSeq and is a predicted model, not a curated record.
UUCCCCAAGUCACUCCCAACCUCUCCUAAGAGGCGCCGCCCCCAUUCCAGCCGACGCUCUCUCCCUCGCCCAGCACUCCCCUUCCCCGGCUCCCACCGCCCCACCGCUGACGCCACAAAGCCCCUGGACCGCCCGACCCCACGCCCCCACGCCCCUGGCCCGGCCGUGGCCCCCUGGACUUCGUGGGGGCAGACCCAGCCUUUCCCCGCAGCGAGCGCUCGGCCGGGUGCGCUAGGCGCUGUGCAGGGCCCCCCGCGGUGAGUACCCCCGCCUAGGCCACCCUCCUGUGGUGCCUGGGCCACGACCUAAGCCUAACCCGGUCCUCCUCGCCCUCCAACGCCCGGCCUUCCCGCCUCAGCCGGCCGCCGCGUCCCUACAGGGGCUAGCGCGCUUGGACAAGCCCCUCAACUUGGGAACCCGCCUCGUGUCUCCCAGGAGCCAUGGAGGCUGUGGAACUCGCCAGAAAGCUGCAGGAGGAAGCUACGUGCUCCAUCUGUUUGGACUACUUCACAGACCCUGUGAUGACCGCCUGUGGCCACAACUUCUGCCGCGCGUGCAUCCAGCUGAGCUGGGAGAAGGCGUGGGGCAAGAAGGGGAGGCGGAAGCGAAAGGGCUCCUUCCCCUGCCCCGAGUGCAGAGCAAUGUCCUCGCAGAGGAACCUGCUGCCCAACCGGCUUCUGACCAAGGUGGCCGAGAUGGCACGGCAGCAUCCUGGCCUGCAGAAGCAAGACCUGUGCCAGGAACACCAGGAGCCCCUCAAGCUUUUCUGCCAGGAGGACCAGAGCCCCAUCUGUGUGGUGUGCAGGGAGUCCCGGGAGCACCGACUGCACAGGGUGCUGCCUGCCGAGGAGGCAGUGCAGGGGUACAAGUUGAAGCUGGAGGAGGACAUAGAGUACCUUCGGGAGCAGAUCACCAGGACAGGGAAUCUGCAGGCCAGGGAGGAACAGAGCUUAGCCGAGUGGCAGGGCAAGGUGAAGGAGCGGAGAGAACGUAUUGUGCUGGAGUUUGAGAAGAUGAACCUCUACCUGGUGGAGGAAGAGCAGAGGCUCCUCCAGGCUCUGGAGAGGGAAGAGGAGGAGACUGCCAGCAGACUCCGGGAGAGCGUGGCCUGCCUGGACCGGCAGGGUCACUCCCUGGAGCUGCUGCUGCUGCAGCUGGAGGAGCGGAGCACACAUGGGCCCCUCCAGAUGCUGCAGGACAUGAAGGAACCCCUGAGCAGGAAGAACAACGUGAGUGUGCAGUGCCCAGAGGUUGCCUCUCCAACCAGACCCAGGACUGUGUGCAGGGUUCCUGGACAGAUUGAAGUGCUAAGAGGCUUUCUAGAGGAUGUGGUGCCUGAUGCCACCUCCGCAUACCCCUACCUUCUCCUGUACGAGAGCCGCCAGAGGCGCUUCCUCGGCUCUUCGCUGGAGGGCAGCAGGUUCUGCAGCAAGGACCGAUUCAUGGCUUACCCCUGUGCUGUGGGCCAGACGACCUUCUCCUCUGGGAGACACUACUGGGAGGUGGGCAUGAACAUCACCGGGGACGCGCUGUGGGCCCUGGGUGUGUGCAGAGACAAUGUGAGCAGGAAAGACAGGGUCCCCAAGUGCCCCGAAAAUGGCUUCUGGGUGGUGCAGCUGUCCAAGGGAACCAAGUACUUAUCCACCUUGUCUGCCCCAAUCCCCGUUAUGCUGAUGGAGCCUCCCAGCCAUGUGGGCGUCUUCCUGGACUUCGAGGCCGGGGAGGUGUCAUUCUACAGCGUGAGCGAUGGAUCCCACCUGCACACCUACUCCCAGGCUACCUUCCCGGGCCCCCUGCAGCCUUUCUUCUGCCUAGGGGCUCCGAAGUCUGGUCAGAUGGUCAUCUCCACAGUGACCAUGUGGGUGAAGGGAUAGAGAUGCAGGCCGGGGAACUCGGGCAUUGCCCCUGGCUCUGCAGAAGGUGUGGGCCUUCUGCUUACUGCAGGCCACCUGCCAGGGUUCUUUGGCAUCAGGCUGGCAGCCAUUAGACAUGCAGGGGGUUUCUCAAAGUCUAAAUAUAAUUGUGAUUAAAACUGUCAAACAUUAAGAGGGUAUAUAUUGACAGAUGCUUCCUAGAGGAAACUUUUGAAAGCCCCUGCAUUCUGAGUGGACCAUUUCUAAAUCCAUAUCUAUACAC